AUGACUGCAGACAUUGUAGAGGACAGCGAGGACAGUGGCACACUUGUCCGUGAGGUGACGAAGACAGGGGUUGAGGUGUGGUGGCGGGAGCUUUGUGUACGUCGAUCAGCUGUUCGCUAUCGGCGGCGGGCGGUGCGCGGGCUGCGGUGCGCGCCGUCGUCGAAGAUAAGAGCUAUCAGCACGUGCGCCGGCGUCACCGCCUCCGCCGUUAUCUUGACAACAUCUCCCGACCUACGCUACCGACUACUGACCGCGAGCACCGCCACACGCGCCCUAUUUGCAACACUCGAUAACAGACGCAAUCAGAGUCCGGUGCCGCUCUCCUUCAAGGAUGUCCAGAUGAGAACACCGAGUCCUAUAAACAUGUCUAACGCACAUUUUUUUUCAUGUUCCAAGUAUCCGCUUAACUCGUGUUGCGUGAAAAACUUGUUGUUGUUGCAAAGCGACGGAGGCGAGGGACGCCCCGCGGCGCGCGAGCGCUACGUCAACAAACAUAAAUAA
Molecule: messenger RNA, 501 nt
Organism: Arctia plantaginis
Lineage: Eukaryota; Metazoa; Arthropoda; Insecta; Lepidoptera; Erebidae
Source: the annotation of a GenBank genome assembly